Messenger RNA from Colletotrichum truncatum, 2880 nucleotides. RefSeq names its product fungal specific transcription factor domain-containing protein. Lineage: Eukaryota; Fungi; Ascomycota; Sordariomycetes; Glomerellales; Glomerellaceae. Gene Ontology annotation, biological process: positive regulation of transcription by RNA polymerase II; DNA-templated transcription. The record is from RefSeq and is a predicted model, not a curated record. Gene Ontology annotation, molecular function: DNA-binding transcription factor activity, RNA polymerase II-specific; sequence-specific DNA binding; zinc ion binding.
AUGGAUGCCGCCGCCGUCUUCCGCCAUGGCCUGGGCAACAUGAACAUGAUGGCGCGAAACCCGCCCUAUCAUCACCAUCCUCCUCCGCCCCCUCCGCCUCAAAACUACCACCAGGCCCUACGCGGUCCGCCCUCUAGUCGUGCCGAUGAUAACGAGAGUGACGGCCCCUCUAAUCGUAUUGCUCAUACCCUUACCGCUUGCUGUCGUUGUCGCCAGCGCAAGACACGAUGCGACCCGACUUUGCCCCGCUGUCUGCCUUGCGAGCGCGCAGGCUCUGUUUGCGAGUACUUCGACACCACCAAAGGAAAGAAGAUAAACCGUAAUUAUGUCAUUAAGCUGCAGGAAAAGGUGCGCGCACUCGAGGCCGAGCUGCGUCAGUACACCGACGACGAUACCGAAUUCGCCCACGUCGACGAAGACAUGGUGCGCCCAGGAGGCUUGGUGCGCUUAAACGACACCGACGAGACUCCCCGCUACCUGGGACCAAGCAGCGGCAUCGCCAUGACCAGACUACUGGUCCAGGGCGCGAAGCUAUUUACCGACUCGAAACGGAUAUCCGAGUUGAUCCCAGAAGUACGAGCAAGGAGAAUGACCCGCAUGCAGUCUAUCGUCAUGACAAGAGAUCGAAAAAAGAGCUAUCCCAUGAUUAGUGCCCACCCCGCUGCCGCUCUACCUACGAGACCUGUCGCCAACAGGCUUGUAGACGUGUUCUGCCAACGAUCCCAGGUAUUCUGGCCCACGUUGCAUGAGAAGCAGUUCUUGGACGAUCUCGAGGCUGUUUUUGCAGGAGAUCAAGAUCCAUACAAGAAUUUGAUUGUCCGCAUGGUGUUUGCCAUCAGUCUCCAGAAGCUCGAUCCGCAGUACGCUGGCCUAGCAGAUAGUUACUAUCUGGCAGCCAUGCAGCACUUUGAGGCUGUCGUUCGUCCAAAGGACUUGAAGUCUUUGCAAAGCUUGGCACUUAUCGGCCAAUACUCGUUGUUGACUCCGACAAGGACUGCAGUCUACUACAUGGUUGGCUUGGCUACUCGCAUUUGCCAGGCAGAGGGUCUCACAGACGAAAAAACCAUCUCGCAAGGUUACUCGCUGGACCCUUUGACUCUCGAUAUGCGACGCCGCCUUGCCUACAUUAUCACAUCAAUGGAGGCGGGACUAGCACACAGCAUGGGCCGUCCGAACGGGUUUUCCAAGGUUGACGAUAGGAUGGACGUCCAGCCGUUUGCGACGGUUGAUGACAAGUUCAUUACCCCAGAUGGCCUUCUUCAGGGUCCCCCGAGUGAGAAUAAGUUGGUUGCUCUGCACUUUUUUAAGAUGCGCAUGGAGCAGGCCGAGAUUCGAAGAGUGCUGUACGAGAAGAAGCGUGAAGAGCCGAGGGAUGAGAACCACCCCUGGUUCGCCAAGAUGGAAAGGGAUAUCCAGAACUGGAUUGAUUCAUCACCUCAAAAUCCAUCCUGGUGUAGGCCAUGGUUUACGGGUCGGUACCACCAAAUGCGCAUAUUCCUGUACCGGCCGUCCCCGCAAGUCCCCAGACCAUCUGCGCGAGCCGCAUCGAUUUGUUUUGAGGGUGCUUCGUACAUCAUCAACUUGUCGAAGCAGCAGAUGGAGAAGGCAGCUGUUGACAUCACCUGGGUCUUUUUGCUGAACCUCUACAUGUCCCUCAACACCCUGCUUUGGACUGUCUCAUACCCCGAAGUCCGGCAAGCCCACCCGAGAGAGGAAGUAGAAGAAUUAGCCGACCAAACACUCGAUAUUCUUGAACAAUGCACGGAGCGCUGGCCUGGGACCGCUCAGGCUGUUCAGUUGUAUUCCAUCUUCGCCAAGGCAUGUCUGCAAAGCUACGAAGCAAGGGAUACCCCCAUUCUACAACCUUCAAGCACCUUUACUACUCCUCCAUCCCUCUUCGACGGCAACUCACCUCAGGGCUCAGAGAACUCGGCAUCGACAGCACCGACAUCCGCACCGACGUUCAAAGGGAACACGCCUCAUAACCCACCGCAGUUUGGCUUCGUUUUCGAUGCGACCCCUGAGUCCAUGAACACGUUCCAGUGGGAUAACAGCUUCCCGCCACCACAACCGACAUUCCGCUCCAACUCGAUUUGGGGUAACCCGUCCACCGACUCCAUGGGCCGUCGUUUCUCGGCCUACCCGCCCGAAUCGCCGCUUGAUGAUUCAACGCCGCCAGCGACAACCACGCCUGGGUACACGUCCUCGUCACCGCCCAGUACCAUCGGCAACGCGCUGCCUACGCCGCCAGAGUCGCUCGCUACUACAAAUCAGCAUGUCAGUACGCCGUCGAAUUCUAGUUCCACCAUCUCCCCGCCGGCCAUGGGCACACCAGGAAUGGGUACGCCUGGGAUGGGUACACCGGGGAUGGGAACCCCCGCCAUGUCGCACUCGUCCCCUCUCAUCCUCCAGCAAGGCACUCCCAACAUGGUUGCGCACAGCACAAACAUGUCGCCGCCGCCGCCCCCGAACCCGGGACAACCACAGCCGCCGAACAGAGGACCGGCCUUCACCGUUACCCCCACGUCAAACCAGGGGCCCCCGCAACGGCCGUUGCCCAACUACAACCCGGUCAACGACUGGUUCAACCCGCCGCCGCCGUUUAUCAACCCCGAUGCGUUCAGCUCCAUGAGCAACAGUUUCUUCGGUGACUCGCUCCAGGUCAACGGCUUCAACGCGCAAAACGCAGGUCUCGGGCUUGAUCAGUUCGGCGGGCAGCCCUUCAACUGGUCGCAGGAGCGGCAGGGCAGCCUCAGUCAACAGCAGCAGAUGGAGCUGAUGAACGUUCUGGAGAACGAGGGUAUGAGCGACAUUGACGCCCUGCUCAACAUGGGCAAUAUGGGCACGGCCGGCACCACGGGCGGCUGGCCCCAAGCAUGA